GAGCGGGGCUCUUCUCCGCCAACUCUGUCCUCGGGGGGGUUGGGACCCCAGCCGAGAUCACAGAGCGGCAGGAGCGGGGGUGGGCGCUGGAGGUGAGUCUGGAGGGGGCGGUGCUCCCCGGACUGUGUUGGGGCCGGGAUCGGGGUACCGGGCCAGUGCCUGCGCGGACAGAGUGCGGGGGGCGGGGGCGGCAUUUGAGUUGCAGAGCUGAAUGGGGUGGACUUUGGGGAAUGUAGAGCGGGAGGGAAGGGAAGGGUCCCGGAGCCUGGAGCGGCGCCCGCAGCCCGGAACCACGCCCCCCGUUUCCCCGCCCCCCGGAUUUCGUUUGGACGCUCCCAGUCCUCCGGGACGCGGUCUGGUUCCGGCUGGGUCGCGCUGGGAGCGGAGUGCCCCGCUGGGUGGAGACGAUAUUUAACUCCUCCUCGCCCCUCUCGCCCUUUCUCAUUUGGCCCCUAGACUUCCAUGCCCCAGGCCCUCUCUCCCCAGCUGCCUCCUGCCCCACAACCCUAGUGGGUUCCUCGCCGCACUUCGGGUCUGCACGGCGCGCAGCAGCGGAGGGUUAAGGGGGCGGGCCGCUGCAUUUUUGGGGAGUGAGCGCAUCCUAGCGGCUGCCAGAGGGGCCCUAGGAACCUCACGAAGCCCCGGAGCAGGGGCAACAGGUGUUUUGGAGAUUGCGGGAUCCUGCUCUUGGUCCUCGGACUCCCCCUAAAGAAGCAGAUCGCCACGGUGCGGGCGUUGGGUGGGCAGCCGAGGAAGACAGCUGAAGUCAAAAGAGGAAACUGAGAAGUCAGCGCUGCCGGAGGGGGCGACUGUGUGGAUGGGAUGGGGACGCCGGGGGAGGGGCUGGGCCGCUGCUCCCACGCCCUGAUCCGCGGGGUCCCGGAGAGCCUGGCGUCCGGGGAGGGUGCGGGGGCUGGCCUCCCUGCCCUGGACCUGGCUAAAGCACAGAGGGAGCACGGGGUGCUGGGGGGUAAGUUGAGGCACCUGGGGCUGGGACCGCUGCUCGGCGACACCGCCGUGAUCCAGGGGGACACGGCCCUGAUCACGCGGCCCUGGAGUCCUGCCCGCAGGCCAGAGGUGGAUGGAGUCCGCAAAGCCCUCCAGGACCUGGGGCUCCGGAUUGUGGAGAUGGCGGACGAGAGCGCGACGCUGGAUGGCACUGAUGUCCUCUUCACGGGCCGGGAGUUUUUCGUGGGCCUCUCCAAGUGGACCAACCACCGAGGAGCCGAGAUCGUGGCCGACACGUUCCGGGUGAGCAGCCCUGGGCCAGCCUCGGGGAGGGGUGCGGGGCGCCGAGGAGGGAGAGGUCGAGAGCAGCUGGCGGUGGAGGGAAGGCUGAGGGGAUCACCUCCCCCCCGCCCGGGGGGCCCUGAGUACUCCCCAGCACUCAGCCUGGGAGGGCAGCCAGGCCCCGGUGCAGAGGCUCUGGGACUUGAAUGCUGCCUCUUUCCUCUACACCAGGCCAUGGCGGUGCUGACGGACCACCCCUACGCCUCCCUGACCCUCCCAGAUGAUGCAGCCGCUGACUGUCUCUUUCUGCGUCCUGGGUUGCCUGGUGUGCCCCCUUUCCUCCUGCACCGUGGAGGGGGGGACCUGCCCAACAGCCAGGAGGCACUGCAGAAGCUCUCUGAUGUCACCCUGGUCCCUGUGUCCUGCUCUGAACUGGAGAAGGCAGGUGCUGGGCUCAGCUCCCUCUGCCUGGUACUCAGCACGCGCCCCCACGGUUGAGGGCCUGGCCUUGGGGUCUUGGCUGGUCAGGGAUAGGGCAGUAUAGGGAGUAGAAGGGGAAGGAGGAUUAGACAAAGGAUGGUGAAUAGUGGGAACGGGGUCCCAAGGUAGGGUGAGGGCAUAGUGUGGGAAAAAGGAGAGAUCAUUGGGUGAGUCUUCUCUCCUAGAACUAAUAAAAUAGAACUGACCUUUCCGA
Messenger RNA from Myotis davidii, 1924 nucleotides. RefSeq names its product dimethylarginine dimethylaminohydrolase 2 (gene DDAH2). Gene Ontology annotation, molecular function: dimethylargininase activity; amino acid binding. The record is from RefSeq and is a predicted model, not a curated record. The transcript is spliced from 7 exons. Lineage: Eukaryota; Metazoa; Chordata; Mammalia; Chiroptera; Vespertilionidae. Gene Ontology annotation, biological process: arginine metabolic process; positive regulation of nitric oxide biosynthetic process. Bases 823 to 1728 code for a protein of 301 amino acids.